This is a messenger RNA of Gossypium raimondii (Peruvian cotton), 459 nucleotides long. RefSeq names its product serine/threonine-protein phosphatase 7 long form homolog. Lineage: Eukaryota; Viridiplantae; Streptophyta; Magnoliopsida; Malvales; Malvaceae. Gene Ontology annotation, biological process: meristem maintenance; meristem development. The transcript has a single exon. Bases 1 to 459 code for a protein of 152 amino acids. The record is from RefSeq and is a predicted model, not a curated record.
AUGUCCGGUCCUCCAUCACCGUUGAUAGAGAAUUACUUGCGAGAAGCGGGUUUUUGGCACGUGGCCACUAUAGGCCGAGGGUGCAAGUUGGACCCGAAACUCAUCAGCGCGUUGAUAGAGAGAUGGAGACCUGAGACACACACAUUCUAUCUUCCAUGCGGAGAGUGUACCAUCACUUUGGAAGACGUGCAAUUACAAUUUGGAUUGCUGGUGAAUGGGUUCACACUCACCGGGUCCGUUCAAUCUGCUGAUUGGGGAGCCGUAUGCUACGAUCUUUUGCGUGCGAUUCCGGAUAAUAUUUAUGGAGGUUGGAUCGAGAUGGGCUGGUUACGAGACACAAUCCCAGAGCCGGGGAAUGAUUCGACUGAAGUAGAAAGAAUACGAUAUGCUCGAGCAUACAUUCUUGAGAUGAUUGGAGGUUAUCUGAUGUUAUACUUGUCACGAAACCUCGUAAUCUGA